AGGCAAGUGGCAGAGAGGCUCGUACACCGAGAGAGAACGGUGGACUCCAUUGCUGUCCCGAGUACGUUUCUCGUCGGCCGUGUCGUAUUGCGUGUCUGUCCGCGCUUUCGUGCACACGAGUUUUCUUUCCCUCCACGUUCGUCCGGGUAAUUGUGAACAGUAUCCUUUUGUGUCCAGUGCUCAAGCGAUAUUUCGAAUCUCCGUGCUUACCCGAGACGUAAAAACGAGCCAAAAUGGCUGAUCAACUCACAGAAGAACAAAUUGCAGAAUUCAAGGAAGCAUUCUCGCUAUUUGACAAAGAUGGAGAUGGUACCAUUACAACCAAAGAGUUGGGUACAGUUAUGCGAUCGCUAGGUCAAAAUCCUACAGAAGCUGAGCUUCAGGAUAUGAUUAAUGAAGUGGAUGCAGAUGGUAAUGGCACAAUCGAUUUUCCGGAGUUCUUAACCAUGAUGGCUCGCAAAAUGAAGGACACUGACAGUGAGGAGGAAAUUAGGGAGGCCUUCAGAGUAUUUGAUAAGGAUGGAAAUGGUUUCAUAUCUGCAGCGGAACUCAGACAUGUUAUGACAAAUCUUGGAGAGAAACUAACUGAUGAGGAAGUAGAUGAAAUGAUUCGGGAGGCUGACAUUGAUGGUGAUGGCCAAGUUAAUUAUGAAGAAUUCGUCACAAUGAUGACAUCAAAGUGAAUGCAACCUGUGUAAUGGAAAAACUUGCAACUCGGAGUGGUGUUGACGUACUAAAAUAAAUCAAGAAACAAAGAAAAAAAUAAUGUUAACAAAACGCGAAUCGACCAGAAAGUGAAAAAAUCUUGUAUCUGGACGCAAUGAUGUCUAUAAAAAUGCGAAAAGUCUACGUCCAACACGCGUUAAUCAUCAUUAACGAUAAGUAACUCGGGCAAUUGUUUAAUUAAAAAAAAGUUAUACCACUAAAAAUCAUUAUCUUUAAAUACACAAAAUACUUAGUCACACAUACACAUACAACAUGGACAUAAAAGUACAUAAUACACGCGCACAUACACGGAUACAAAAAAAUGAAAAUAUACAACAUACACGUAUAUACAAGAAAAAUUUAUUUCCGUAUAAAAGAGUAUAAUUAAAAAAUCGUUAGAUAGAUAUAUGUGUAAAAACAAAACAGAUGCGCGCAUAUGUUGAUGAUAAAACUAAAAUAAGUAUGUUCUCUUACUUUCCUCUCUUUUUGGCCUUUUCCUGUUUCUUCUAUACAAGUUCUUACAAAGUUUCUUUAGGGAUUCUACGACUUUUCGAUGUAGUAAGAAAAAAUAAACUUUUUCUCGAUGGGCAGGAGAGAGAGGAAAAGUAUGCGAAGAAAGAAAGGAACUACAAUUACUGUAGCGCAUCAUGUAAACUUGUUUAAUGAUUGAAAUAUUUAAACCCGAAAAAUAUUAAGUCUUGCUUUGUUUCGAUCUUCUAGUAUGGAAAUGUACUUGAUGCUCCAUCUUCGAUACAGCUUAUGUCGUAACAAAAGACUUUAUCAGUAACUUCGUGGUUAGCGUUUGUAUCGUUUCACCGAAGAAAAUUCGGACUGGGCAUAGUUUUCCAGCGUUCAAAAAGACAACAGGAACUUCGACCUUUAGCUUUUAUCGAUGAUUCUGUGCACACUGGAUUUCUUGUUGCGCCAUUAGCGGGAUGAUCUAAUUUGUUCAAUAAUUAAACAAAAAUUAUCGCAGAAAAAGUGUAUGGGGAUAAAAAUUAAAAAAAGAAAAAAAAACACCGAAAAUGAAGAACCUUCGAGAAGUUUGUUGAAGCGUAAUUUUACUCUUGGACCUACGUUCCACGAAUUGAGCCCUAUUGGCGUCUUAACAUUCUUAGUAAUAAACUUCAUUCUCUAUGCUUUUUCGACAUUACUAUAUGUCCUAUGUAUGUAUAUGUGUAUACGUGUGUAAUAGGUAUGUAUAUAUACGUAUAUAGAACAUAUAAUACGCAUUCUACACACAGAAAAACAAACACUCACACAAAACAUACAUUUCACCAAGUGCGUUCUGCAACCCAGUUUUCAUUCUAAUCUCUCGUUUGUAUCUUCUCUCCAUCAAAAAGCCUUAAAAUAACGCGCGCGCGUAUACAUGCAACGUCGACACCACUUUUGUUGAAAUAUUUUAAAAAAUUGAAACAACGGAGAAAUAGGGAUGAGGGAUUAAAAUGGCAUUCAAGUCACAAUGAUCGGUGCAUUAUAUUUUCCUUCGCCCAGGGGUGCGUGCCAGUCGUCUCGUAAGCAGAGAAACUAGAACAAGAGAAACUGGUGUGAUUUUGUGCGAUUCGUACGAUAAUGUUACUUAAGAACUAAGAGUAAUGAACAGACACCGGACGGUGAAAACACAAGCGUGUGUCGUCGGUGGUUCAGUCAUAAUAUAUAUGUAAUAUAUAUUAUAUUCAUAUAUUUAUAUAUAUAUGUAUAUGUAUAUUUAUAUAUAUGCAUAUAUAUGUAUAUAUUUAUAUAAAUAUAUAUAAAACUAAUUUACGAAAAAAAGGAAGAAAAGAAAAAAGAAACAAUUCCUCCACAGUCCUUUAUUAUUUAAUAUUGAAGUGAACAAAAUGAGAAGUACUUGUAUUUCUGGUGACCUAGAUUGCAUUGAUCAUAAAAAGACAAAAUAAAUGUAUCUUCAUUUUUAGGUCACAACUACUCAAUUCGUUUCCUUCAUUCACCAAUGGACCUCUCGUUUCAGCCGUUUUUAUCUCAUCAUCAUUUUUCAAUAGCAUAUCUAGGAAAUUGUUUGCCGAACAGGAUGUAUGUAUGAGUUAUUUACUGUCAAAAAAAGAUUCGCGUCAACAUAUCCUUCUCAAAAUUUUAUUCGAUUCGAAGAUUCUCGCCAAUGAUUUAGUGGUAUACAAAUCACAAGAAAAAAUUUGAGAGAGCAAUGAGAUCUUAAACAAUUUUAUUUCACUUGCGAUCCUUCUGAUAGCUGUUUAUCGUUGUUGCGAAAAGAAAAAUUAAAACUAACGAUCCACAGCGAAAGUGUUCUCACUUUGUAAAAAAAAAAAAAAAGAAAAGGAAGAAUAAUCGCGAAGAAGUUCUUUUGUAAAUGGUGAUAUAGAGUUCAUUCGAGCAACAUCCCUAUAUUUAAAUGCUUACAGUUAUUGCUCGUUUCAUCGAUCAUUGACAGUUAGUGUUUAAGUCUAAGUUAUAAAGAAUAUAUUCCAGUAUUUAAUAUUAAUUUUAUAUUCGUGUCGCCAAUUAUACAUACUCUACACUAAUUUUUUCGUAUUUAAAAAAAGAAUAAAGUAUAAUUUUACGAGAGUCCCUCACUCAAGCGUUAAGAGCCGAUAUUAAAGUUUAAAAGAAGAGGAAUAUAUGAAAAAUCGGUAUUGUGUCUCAAGAGUAAACAUAGCUUGAGAUCAGUUGUAAAAACGAUCGCAUUCUAGUUUUUACUAAAAAUCGUUUCUUGAAAUAUUCAUUCGUUACAAAUAAAUAGUUGGAAAUUCUAUUCAAGUCACUUGUUCUCAAUCCUUCCUUCAUAAAUAUACAUAAAAUAUAUUAAAUGCGAUAUCUAUGAAACUACGUCGUGACGCGAAUAAGAAAUUAUUUAUUUUUUAUGGUUACUCAUUCGGUUUAAAGAGGUAUUUCUCUCUAUACGUUUUUUUUCUCUUGUAUCUACAAUGUGUAUGUUCAUUAUUUCUAUUGUAUGUGAGAUAUUCUCUGCCAUAUCAAAGGCAUAUUUCACUUAUCGUGCGUGACGAAGCGAUACAGUUUGUAUAAAGUGUUGAUAUUAAGUUAAUAAAUUGUUCCCAUAUAUUAAACAA
Megalopta genalis is the source of this 3749-nucleotide messenger RNA. Its product is annotated as calmodulin. Gene Ontology annotation, molecular function: calcium ion binding. The record is from RefSeq and is a predicted model, not a curated record. Gene Ontology annotation, cellular component: myosin II complex. Lineage: Eukaryota; Metazoa; Arthropoda; Insecta; Hymenoptera; Halictidae.